UGUUUCAAUUAUGCGGAUAAUAGUAUAAAAAUCUCAAAAUUCUGUGAAAUGAAAUCAGAAUAGAAACUGCAUUUCAAUAAUCAGUUUAGUUUUCUAACAACUUUUAUCAAAACGUUUAAACCAACUCAAAAUAAUCAAAAUGAAGUUCUUGGCUACCAUCUUGUUCACUUCGGCCUUUAUUCUGGGCACUCAGUCCUCAGUUAUUCCUUGGGUGACUGAAGUUGUUGGCGACGGUCUUACAUACUCCGCUGUUUCGUCACCUGUUGUCCAUUCGCCUUGGGCUCCGUGGGGUCAUGCUGUUGUAGAUGUUGCACCUCAUUCUACUCUUGUACACCACUCUGUUGUGCAUAGCUCAGCACCCAGUGUUGCAGUACAUGCCCCUGUGAUUGUUCCCGAGGUUCAAGGUUCUUAUGUGGCUCAAACUCGUGGUGCAGUGCAUACUGCUCCCUUGCCUGGCCAUACAAACUCUGUGGCCAGUAUCAACGUUGCUCCAGCUCCGGGUACCAUAUAAAUGGUUCCUUACAAUGGUUCAUCUACCAAGACUUUAAUGCGAAACCAAUUGAAACCUUUAAAAAGUGUGUAUAAACAUCAACAUUCCUGUGAUUUUAUUUACUUCGUCUACAUCA
This is a messenger RNA of Stomoxys calcitrans (stable fly), 626 nucleotides long. RefSeq names its product adult cuticle protein 1. The coding region runs from base 140 to 511 and encodes 123 amino acids. The transcript has 2 exons. The record is from RefSeq and is a predicted model, not a curated record. Lineage: Eukaryota; Metazoa; Arthropoda; Insecta; Diptera; Muscidae.